GGCCCGCGCAGGCUAGGUGGGCGUGGGCAUGUCGCCGACUCGGUCGCCUUUGUCCGCGUUGCGGGCGGCCCUGCGCGUCUACGCGGUCGGCGUGGCGCUCCUGGCGCUGCAGCUCCUGCGCCGCUGCCGCGGGGGCUUCUCGCAGCCAGGUUUCUGCCCACAACCGGACCGCGUGGCAGUGGUGACUGGAGGAACGGAUGGCAUCGGCCUCUCCACGGCCAGGCUGCUGACCCGACUCGGCAUGCGCGUGGUCAUAGCUGGAAAUAACAAAGACAGAGCUGAAGAAGUGGUGAGCAGAAUAAGAGAGGAAAUGCUGAAUGCUAAAGUGGAAUUUUUAUACUGUGAUCUGGCUUCCAUGCGGUCUAUCCGGCAGUUCGUCCAAAAAUUCAAGAUGAAGAGAAUCCCCCUCCAUGUCCUCGUCAAUAAUGCUGGAGUCAUGAUGGUGCCUCAGCGGAAAACCGAGGACGGAUUUGAAGAACACUUUGGCCUCAACUACCUGGGUCACUUCCUGCUCACCAACCUCCUCCUGGACAGCCUGAAGGAGUCUGGGUCCCCGGCCCACUGCUCCAGAGUGGUCACUGUCUCCUCUGCCACGCACUAUGUCGGCGAGCUCAACAUGGAGGACCUUCAGGGCAGCCGCUCCUACUCGGCCCACGGAGCCUACGCGCAGAGCAAACUGGCCCUGGUCAUGUUCUCCUACCACCUCCAGAGGCUGCUGGGUGCCCAGGGCUGCCACGUGACUGCCAACGUGGUGGACCCCGGCGUGGUCAACACGGACCUCUACAAGCACGUAUUCUGGGGCACGCGUCUGGUGCAGAAGGUUCUAGGCUGGUUGCUCUUCAAGACCCCCGAUGAAGGAUCCUGGACUUCCGUCUAUGCCGCGGUCAGCCCGGAGCUGGAAGGAGUGGGUGGCUGCUACCUGUACAACGCGAAAGAGACCCAGUCCCUCAAGGUGACCUACGACCAGAAGCUUCAGCGACAGCUGUGGGCCCAGAGCUGCCAGAUGACCGGGAUCACUGAUGUGACACGGGACAUCGUUUUGGGAUAACUGUGUCACCGGGAUUUUGCCAGCACUCAGUGGUCGGGGACUCUGAGCACCAGGAUGCGUGUGAUUCUGACACUCAGCUGCCCCCGGGGCUCGGGCCUCGAGUCUUGAGUCGAUCGGCCUCAUCUUUGCACGAACUCAGCAUCCAAUGUGAUGUUCGAGUUGGUGGUUCCCAAAUGCCAAACUGUCACACGAGUGCCCUGAAAAUUAAAUCUCUCCAAGUAAA
Heterocephalus glaber (naked mole-rat) is the source of this 1271-nucleotide messenger RNA. It is a transcript of the gene Dhrsx, whose product is annotated as dehydrogenase/reductase X-linked. NCBI's taxonomy places the organism in Eukaryota, Metazoa, Chordata, Mammalia, Rodentia, Bathyergidae. The record is from RefSeq and is a predicted model, not a curated record. Gene Ontology annotation, molecular function: oxidoreductase activity.